AUGGUUUGGGAGGGAGGAAUCGAGCCUAAUGGCACAGAAGGCAAGAACUUCUACAUUCCCAUGUCCAACAGGACUGGGAUUGUUAGAAGUCCUUUUGAAUACCCACAGUACUAUUUGGCAGAUCCUAUCAUGUACAAGCUUCUAGCUUGCUACAUGUUCUUCUUGAUCUGCACUGGAACUCCCAUCAACGGUCUGACCCUGUUGGUUACGGCUCAGAACAAGAAGCUCCGGCAACCUCUGAACUACAUCCUGGUCAACCUGGCUGUGGCCGGACUGAUCAUGUGCGCCUUUGGAUUCACCAUCACCAUCACAUCUGCUGUGAACGGCUACUUCAUUCUUGGAGCCACUGCCUGUGCUGUUGAGGGAUUUAUGGCCACACUUGGAGGUGAAGUCGCUCUCUGGUCCCUGGUAGUCUUGGCUGUUGAGAGAUACAUCGUUGUCUGCAAACCCAUGGGAAGCUUCAAGUUCACCGGCACUCAUGCAGGAGCUGGAGUUGCUUUCACCUGGAUCAUGGCUUUUGCAUGUGCUGGACCCCCACUGUUUGGCUGGUCCAGGUAUCUUCCUGAGGGCAUGCAGUGCUCCUGCGGACCUGACUACUACACUCUGGCUCCAGGCUUCAACAACGAGUCAUACGUCAUCUACAUGUUUGUCGUUCACUUCUUCCUUCCCGUCUUCAUCAUUUUCUUCACUUAUGGAAGCCUUGUGCUGACAGUCAAAGCUGCCGCAGCAAUGCAGCAGGAGUCAGAGUCCACCCAGAAGGCUGAGAGGGAAGUGACACGCAUGUGCGUCUUGAUGGUCAUUGGAUUCCUGGUAGCUUGGGUGCCAUACGCAUCUUUUGCCGGUUGGAUUUUCAUGAACAAGGGAGCUAGCUUUACUGCCCCGACAGCAGGUAUUCCUGCCUUCUUUGCAAAGAGCUCAGCCCUGUAUAAUCCUGUUAUCUACGUGCUGAUGAACAAACAGUUCCGUAACUGCAUGCUGAGCACUGUUGGAAUGGGCGGCAUGGUGGAGGAUGAGUCCUCAGUCUCUGCCAGCAAGACAGAAGUGUCCUCCGUCUCUUAAAUACAAAGACAUUUUCGUACACCUGGACAUUUUCCUUUCGAUGGUCUCUUUGGUUGUGAAUAAACCUGGAUGUGGACUAAGUGAAGAUCAGGGAUGUCUGGAGUACUUGCCCAGUGAUGAACAGCUCCAGCAACAAAAUCAGAAACUGCAUUUUCUGUUUGUUUUUUUUAUUGGAAGGAUGUUGGAACGUGUUUGUCAUGUAGAUGUGAUUUAGAAUCAUUGCAAAUAAUGGUAAGAUCUGUGAAUGCUCACUUUGACUCUUCUUGCUGUCAGAGGUUACUCACUGAAACAUUUAAACUAUUUUGCAUUAUGGAAUCUGCUCAACAUCCUGAAAGAAAAUUUGGUUUGAAUGCAACAAUAUUCUUUUCUUUCUGUUUCAUCAAUGGGAACACACUUUGUAUUGGGUUUUGGUUUUUUUUGUUUUUUAAUUGAGCAACUGUAUAAGUUGUAAAACUCCACGUUUCUGUCACUUGCUGGGUUGGUCAACCUGAACUGUAAACUUUGUAUAUAUUAAUGAACAUAGAUAAAUAAAUGCAUGCAUAAAUAUGUGUUGUCACAUUGAGUUAAUUUCAAACAACAUGCCAAAAAAAUACAGGCUGCCAAUCAUGUAAAAAGGUGAUUAUUAGGGGGUAGUAAAGGACAAGUGAUUAUACUAGUAGUUUAACUACAUUUCGCAAUAGCUUGCUGAUAGGUCAACAAUGUGUAUCAUAUUUGCAUAGUAUAGUAUAUUUGCAUUUGCAUAGAAGUAAUCAUUUAAAAAAUGAUUUAAAAUGUUUUCUUUUAACCCUUUUUU
This is a messenger RNA of Centropristis striata (black sea bass), 1852 nucleotides long. Its product is annotated as green-sensitive opsin-like. Gene Ontology annotation, biological process: visual perception; G protein-coupled receptor signaling pathway; phototransduction. Gene Ontology annotation, molecular function: G protein-coupled receptor activity. Gene Ontology annotation, cellular component: photoreceptor outer segment; membrane. The coding region runs from base 1 to 1059 and encodes 352 amino acids. The transcript is spliced from 5 exons. NCBI's taxonomy places the organism in Eukaryota, Metazoa, Chordata, Actinopteri, Perciformes, Serranidae. The record is from RefSeq and is a predicted model, not a curated record.